Messenger RNA from Danio rerio (zebrafish), 3357 nucleotides. NCBI's taxonomy places the organism in Eukaryota, Metazoa, Chordata, Actinopteri, Cypriniformes, Danionidae. The record is from RefSeq and is a predicted model, not a curated record.
UUUGCCUUAUAUAGAAACACCAGCCCAGCCUUGACGGCGCAGCGAGCCUAUCAGAGCGCUGGAGGGGCGGGGCUUGUUUUUUAGGGCUGAAGCCAGAGCGAAGUACAGCAGUGGGGCAUUAAAGCACCUGAGAAACACGCUUUAACACGCACUGCUGCGCACUAACUAGGGAAAGUUGCAUAGGCUACGUGCAGCGCUGGAAUCAUCACCAAUGGCUCAUUCUGUACAAAACAACUCCGUGGACAUGUUAUUCCUGGAUAUUCAAAGCUGAUAUUUGAAGCUGGAGAUUUUUUGAUUUUAUUAUAUAUAUUUUUAUACGUCUCCCACCUGUCAAGUGUAUCAUUAAUAUGCGAUUUUUAACGGACCGGGUUGAUUUCCACACUGGAGAUUUUGGAUACGCGUUAAAUGUCAAACGGGAGCAGCUGGCACGGUGUUCAAAGUGACUCAACAACCCCUCUGGAAUAAACUUUCCUGCAGCUGAGAGUGUGUGUGUGUGCUUGACAGAGAGAGAGAGACAUUUGGAUGUGCGCGCAUGAUGAGCUCGCGCCUGCUGCUGCUGGUGCUCGCGGCGCUCGCGGCGUGCCUGCGGUCCGGUCGCGCGCAGGGGGACCCUCUUCCUCCAUCUCUGGUGGAUUUAGUAAUGAACAGCCCAAUUUCAACUGUAGACGAUCUGAAGAAACUUUUGGAUGUAGAAUCCGUAGAGGAAGAUGAUGAGAAGCCAGAGACCGAGAUGCACUCGAACGGAACACACAAACGUCUUCCCAGAAGCCUUAGCAUUCAGGUGGCCCAGCAGGCUAUGUGUAAAGUGAGGACAGAAGUUAUGGAAGUGACCCGUGCGAUGUUUGAUAGACGAAAUGCCAACUUUAUGUUAUGGCCUUCAUGUGUAGAAGUGCAGCGCUGUUCAGGCUGCUGUAAUGCUCGAACUUUACAAUGUGUGCCAGUCAUCACUGAAACGCGACAUCUACAGAUAACAAAAAUCCAGUAUAUCAACCGACAACCAUCCUACGAGAAAGUUGUCAUACCCGUGGAGGACCAUGUGACAUGUAGCUGUCAGUUACGUGUCCCAGCACAACCACCACGUGUCCAGACCACACCCCUUCCCCCGCCCAGACUCCUCCCUAAAGUAACUCCACCAAAGACCCAAUCAAAAGAGGAGCUGCACCGCAAUGAUGAACUAAAACAUAACCAGCAGCUUCAUUUGGAGGACAAAGAAAGUCAAGAACUACAAUGGCAGUCCAAAUACACUGUCGCACACACAGACAGACAAACCCCACACCAACACACACUCACACACACGCCAGCUUAUGCCAGCCGAGGAGAUUUUCCCACCAGACAGACUACAUUGGGAAAUCCACACAUGAUGAGUGAUGCAACACAAACAGAGGAGGCUGAUCACAUCAAAUCUGAACACAGUGGUGACGACAUGGCCAAAAAGACUACCUACAAACAUUCACAUGAGGAACAACCAUUCAACAGGACGACACCACAGCAACCAAAAUCUCCAUCGCAAACUUCUGUCCAAUCAGAACGUGGCAUAAGCAGCCAAUCAGACACUCUUACACGCACUUACAGCCAUGUUGAAGUGAUUGGCCAAUCAAGCGGCUUAUCAGAAGUACUAACCCAUCAGUCUGACCAAUCAGAAGUUAGAAAACGUCACCACCACAGCCACCAAUCAGAAAAACAAGAGGAAAUGCAUCAUCUCCGUCACCAACACCACCAACAUCAUCAACGUCACCAGUUUACAACACAAGCAGUUAGCAAACAACAGACUAGCACACAAAGAACAGUGAUGAAAGCUCCUCCCACCACGCCCUCAGCCCCACAGACUCCGCCCCCUCUCCCGUCUCCACGAAAACGGAGACGGAAACAUCGGAAAAGGAUCAGCAAGGCUUCCAUGAGAGCGAUGAUAAUGGUAAUGUCCUGAAGAAGACCAAGACUCUGCAAACUGCUGCCAAAGUCCCAGGAGCGAGCACAAAGCUGGGAUUCUGGGUGGAGACACACAGGAUAUAGCAGAGACACACUGGAAAUCUUUUUAUAAUAACUGGAAAUGUCUUUGAUCUUUGCCAAAUAAGCUCCCCUGAACUACAUUUCCCAUCAGCCACUGCAGUUGUACGGCCUCUGCGCUACGGGAGCUGCUCAUACUCAGGAUAUCCUGUUAGCAUGGACUUAAAAAGGAUUCCAUAUGGACGCAAACACAGCCUGCCAAAUAGUGAGACUGUAUUUAAAACACAACAUGGUUGUGCUCUGCCAAAAACACUUCAUUCAACACAACGACUGCCAAAUGUGGUGCAAUAUUGACUUGAACUACUGGUUGGCCAAGAGUUUGGCUCAAAUCAGUGAUUAGUGAUUAGCUACGACAAAGUAGCCUUUAAAUGCCAAUGAAUGUCGUCGACCAAUGGUGGCUCGGGUUGGACAGUUUAUCCACUGGAGGAACUACUGGAAGAAGAUGCAACUGGAAGCUGUUGGACUUUAAAAUCGGACUCUCAAAGAGGAGAAACGAAGCUCAGGACUUCCAGACUAGUAUAAAAUAUAAUUAAUUAUUACAAACUCAUCUCAAAACCUAUAAUCUGUACAUUUGUCAAACUAUUUAAACACUCCAAGUUUAUUAAACAAAAAAAAGUGAAAUAUAUCAGCUGGCUAGAUAUAAAAUCAAGGAGUUAAAGCACUUAACAAAAAAAAUUAAAUAAAAAAAUGUUUUUGGACAUUUACCAUGGUUAUAUAAUGGUAUUCGUUGAAGUACUUUGGAGUACCAUGUAUAGACCAUGGUAUAUGAAUAUGGUAAUCCAUCUGAUGCCAUGGUACCGCCUCAGUACUUUUCGUCUAAGGAUCUCUCAGCCUAAGUAGAAAUCUGUUUUAUGGCAAUAUAUGCAAAUUACACAUAUGGUAUACAAGUUCAUAUAUAUGAGCAUUAUCACACAAGUAGCAGUGCGAUAUGUUUGUAUAUCGGCACUGGUGGGAGGUGUGCGUUGGCUCGAGUCAACAGGCCGAGUGCCUUAGUGUCCCACCAGUGACGAUAUACAGCCAUAUUGCACUGCUACUUGUGUGAUAUUGUGUUUAUACAACUGUUCGAGGGCAUAAUCGUGUAUACAUAUAAGAAUGUAUACAUAUAAGAAAAUCAAACACAGUGGGUCUAAAAACUCUUUUGUAUGAGGAACUACUUCCUUCCGCCACUCAGUCAUGUCUGCAGGUAAUAUCAGCAGAAGCUGUUGUUACGUUUUUGUAGCAAGUAUUUGAGUGAUUCUCUUGCGUAAUGUCUAAAGUGAUGACAAAACAGGUGAUUUUGCCCACAUUUUAAGAUUAUAAGACUGAACGGCAUGAAAUGCCAUCAGUCUACAGAGAUUUCCCAGUAUUUCUCUG